GGGACCGUGGACAAGCACUCGGUGGAGGUCACUAACUGCUUCUCCGUCCCUCACAACGAGUCCGAGGAUGAGGUGGCAGUCGAUAUGGAAUUUGCCAAAAACAUGUAUGAGUUGCACAAGAAGGUGUCUCCUAGCGAGAUCAUCUUGGGGUGGUAUGCAACAGGUCAUGACAUCACGGAACACUCUGUCCUGAUCCACGAGUAUUACAGCCGGGAAGCGCACAAUCCAAUCCACCUCACUGUGGACACGAGUCUCCAGAAUUCACGCAUGAGCAUUAAAGCCUAUGUCAGUGCCCCAAUGGGAGUCCCUGGUAAAACUAUGGGCGUGAUGUUCACACCUCUAACAGUGAAGUAUGUUUAUUACGAUACAGAGCGGAUAGGAGUGGAUCUUAUCAUGAAGACUUGUUUUAGCCCUAAUCGAGUGAUUGGCUUGUCCAGUGACUUACAGCAGGUGGGGUCAGCAUCAGCCAGGAUUCAGGAUACCCUGACCAUGGUGCUGCAGUAUGCAGAGGAUGUAUUGUCUGGCAAAGUGGCUGCUGACAACACUGUCGGGCGUUUCCUGAUGGAUCUUAUUAACCAGGUGCCAAAGAUUUCACCAGAGGACUUUGAGACAAUGUUGAACAGCAAUAUCAAUGACCUACUGAUGGUAACCUACUUGGCAAACCUCACACAGUCACAGAUUGCUCUCAAUGAAAAACUUCUGAGUUUAUAAAGAAACUUCUGCCACCCUACCCUUCAAAGAGCCUGAAGAACGUGCAGAUAUACUUUUCUAUGGUGGUGUUACAAAUUUCCUUGGACCAUAAUUUAAUUACCUAGAUGACUUGGUUUACAUCUUUAUUUCCAUUGCCCUGAAAAAUCCCUAACAUCGUUUAGGAAAUUAAUGGCGACGGCUGCAGUUUAGUUGAGCCCAGUAUUUUAAAAUGGAAUCCCUGAAUCUU
Cariama cristata (Red-legged seriema) is the source of this 937-nucleotide messenger RNA. It is a transcript of the gene EIF3F, whose product is annotated as eukaryotic translation initiation factor 3, subunit F. The record is from RefSeq and is a predicted model, not a curated record. Lineage: Eukaryota; Metazoa; Chordata; Aves; Cariamiformes; Cariamidae. Gene Ontology annotation, cellular component: eukaryotic translation initiation factor 3 complex, eIF3m. Gene Ontology annotation, biological process: translational initiation. Gene Ontology annotation, molecular function: metallopeptidase activity; translation initiation factor activity; translation initiation factor binding. The annotation marks the transcript as partial. The transcript is spliced from 7 exons.